AUGGAUGAGGAAAUUAACGAAUUCGACCAGCAGCCCGCGGUCAACGUUUUUGGAAGCACCUCUAACACCACCGGUAUCGUCUACAUUCUUAGUAACGUUGCAAUGCCAGGGUAUAUCAAAAUAGGGUACACCAGUGGGAACAGCUUCAAGGAUCUGCAGGAGAGGAUGAGGCAACUGGACAGCACGGGGGUUCCCCGUUCCUUCGACUGCGAGUACGCCGGCUUGGUAAGCAACUGCGCUCAGGUGGAGAAGGCUAUCCACACGGCUUUCGGAGACUUUCGAGUAAGGCAAAAUCGCGAAUUCUUUGAAGGCGUAGAACCCUUCAGAGUGAAGGCGAUUCUACAACUUCUUGCCACCGAGGAAGUAACGCCAGGUUUGAACAACCAGCAACAUUCAGAAGUCGAAAGUCAGCAAUUUGAAAGCGAACAGCCAACAAGAAGACGGGAAGCAUUUACCUUCUCUAUGGUUGGUAUCCCAAAGGGAGCGGCUUUGGAGUGGGGAGAUGAUCCGGAUAUAAAAUGCCAAGUUGCGAAUGACACUACGGGGGUUACAUAUGAAGGGGAGUAUUAUUCCUUGACCGGCUUGGCUUCAAAACUCAAGAGGUGGAAGCAUAGCCCAACGGCCAUCAGGUACUGGCUCUACGAGGGAGAAACCCUGCUCCAACGCCGCGAGCGGUUGGAACAGGAAGCGUUGGGGGGAGAGGAGUAA
This is a messenger RNA of Geodia barretti, 708 nucleotides long. Lineage: Eukaryota; Metazoa; Porifera; Demospongiae; Tetractinellida; Geodiidae. The record is from the annotation of a GenBank genome assembly.